Messenger RNA from Atta colombica, 789 nucleotides. RefSeq lists its product as uncharacterized. The record is from RefSeq and is a predicted model, not a curated record. The transcript is spliced from 5 exons. The coding region runs from base 1 to 789 and encodes 262 amino acids. NCBI's taxonomy places the organism in Eukaryota, Metazoa, Arthropoda, Insecta, Hymenoptera, Formicidae.
AUGCGACGACGCCCAUUGAUUCAAUAUAUAACUUUUGGAAAAAUGUCGGAUAUCUAUUGUAUUUCCUGUAAACAGUUGUCUGAUGAUAAUCACCGAAAUGUGUUUGAUGACAAAUUGUUACUUAACUUACAAGAAAAAGACACACAUGAGAAACCUGAUGGAUAUAUGACACUGAGAGAUGCUAUCGAAUUAAUUACUGGUCAUACAAUAUCAGAGAUAGAUAAUGCAAUUUUGUGUAAAAUAUGCUUUUAUAAAGUAGAAUCAUACAUAAAAUUCCGUUCUCAACUUGUUGCUUCAUUUGGAAAAUUAAACAUUCAAAUAUCAGACUGUGAUUCACUAAAUUUAACAAGUGUGGAUACUAAUACGAAUUCAUUAAUCUCUAAAAUAACUAGUACAGAAUCAGAAAUAUUCAAGGAGAUAAUGAACGUCAAUGAAAACAGUAUUUCUUCAAACUGUAGCAUUAAUUUAGAAUUAUCGAGCAACGAGACGUCAUUAUGUUUAUCAGAUUUCCAUCAUUAUGUUGAUAAUGUCUCUGAUGAUGUCAGUGAUAUUGAUGAUUAUUUGAAUGUUGAUAUAUCUCGUUCAAGGAUUCAGAAGAGUGAUAUAGAAUCAGAUAUAAAUGUAUGCUCUUGUGAAGACGAUGAAAUAUUAGAAUUACCUGUCGAAUAUAAACACAGUGAAAUUAUCAAUAUUAGUUCAACAGAAUCAGAGGAAGAUUAUGAUUAUGGACCGACUUUCAAAAAAAUUAAGCUUUCAAAUCAAAUUUCACCUCCAGUGUUAUCAUCUUAA